Sinocyclocheilus anshuiensis is the source of this 3544-nucleotide messenger RNA. It is a transcript of the gene cacna2d3a, whose product is annotated as calcium channel, voltage-dependent, alpha 2/delta subunit 3a. Gene Ontology annotation, cellular component: voltage-gated calcium channel complex. The record is from RefSeq and is a predicted model, not a curated record. Bases 397 to 3456 code for a protein of 1019 amino acids. Gene Ontology annotation, molecular function: voltage-gated calcium channel activity. The transcript has 37 exons. Lineage: Eukaryota; Metazoa; Chordata; Actinopteri; Cypriniformes; Cyprinidae.
CUAUUUCGUCAUCGAUUCGUAUGGCAUCAUUUGAUAGCGGAUUCUCCUUUGAAGAACAAUAAAGGCAGCAGCAGCUUCUCAGAAAGCGGACGAAAGAGAAGACGUGACACGUCCUCGCAUCAUCGGUCCGUUCUGCUCUCACCUCGGCGCUCUCUUUCAGCGCACUUGAUUUGAGUAAAACUGCAGUAUGACUGGAGUAGGCUAUAUAUAAAGCAUGACAGCGGCGCCUUUACUUCAAAAAUACAUUCAUGCACUUCCCUUGUUACAUCUCUGACUGGAACGCACUCCACGCGACACAUCCAUCCAUAUAUUUGGUGUAAGCUGUGUUAGUCGGCAGCUGAGUUUGUUGACAGACAAUUCAUCAUCUCUUCAGAAGCUCUGGACAUCAUUGCAAUCAUGAAGUGUGUUUUGCAUUGUAUAUUUUUCCUCCUGCUGUGGAUUACACCCAAUACCAGAGUAUGUGCAUCUCAUCAAGGAAUUCCCCUGUCAGUUGUAAAACUUUGGGCUUCAGCGUUUGGUGGAGAAAUGAAAUCCCUUGCGACCAAGUAUUCUGGCUCUCAGCUGUUGCAAAAGAAAUACAAGGAGCUUGAGCAGUCGGUGAGGGUGGAGGAGAUUGAUGGAAUCAAACUGGUGAAGAAACUUGCUGGGGAAAUGGAGCAGAUGUUCCACAAGAAGGCUGAAGCUAUAAAGCGGUUGGUGGAAGCAGCAGAGGAAGCCCACCUGAAUCAUGAGGAGGAUCCUGAACUACAGUAUGAGUACUUUAAUGCAGUGCUGAUCAAUGAGAUGGAUGAGGAGGGCAGGAGUUUGGAGCUGGGUGGAGAAUUCAUCUUGCAGCCGAAUGAACAUUUCAACAAUCUGUCUGUAAACCUCAGCCUCAGUGUCGUCCAGGUUCCAACUAACAUGUACAACAAAGACUCAGCCAUAGUGAAUGGAGUGUACUGGUCAGAGGCACUCAAUACAGUGUUUGUGGAUAACUUUAAAAGAGACCCUUCUCUCAUAUGGCAGUACUUUGGUAGCGCCAAAGGUUUCUUCAGACAGUAUCCAGUACUGCCAACUUACUUGGCUGGAUACAAUGAGGAGCUGCAUUAUGUGGAGCCGUGUCUGAACGGAACAUUAGUUCAAGCUGACGUUACCAACAAAGAUCAUUUCCGUGACCAUCUUGAUAAGCUCUUUGCUAAAGGGAUAGGCAUGCUGGACGUGGCUCUGACUGAGGCCUUUGAACUUCUCAGUAAUUUUAAUGAGACGGGCCGAGGCAGUGUGUGCAGUCAAGCCAUCAUGUUGGUGACGGAUGGAGCUGUGGAAACAUAUGACGCUGUCUUUGCCCAGUACAACUGGCCUGAUAGAAAGGUGCGUGUGUUCCCUUACCUGAUUGGUCGGGAGUCUGCCUUUGCUGAUAACCUGAAAUGGAUGGCCUGCGCUAAUAAAGGUUAUUUUACCCAGAUCUCCACACUGGCAGAUGUUCAGGAGAAUGUGAUGGAGUAUCUGCAUGUGCUCAGUCGGCCGAAGGUCAUUGAUCGAGAGCAUGACAUGGUGUGGACAGAAGCCUAUGUUGAUAACACUCGUCCACAGGCUCAAAAGCUGGAAGAUGCUCAGGGUCCUGUGCUCAUGACUACCGUGGCCAUGCCUGUGUUCAGCACCAAGAACGAGACUAGAAAUAAAGGAAUUCUUCUUGGAGUAGUUGGCACAGAUGUUCCAGUGUCUGAAAUACUGAAGGCCAUCCCUAAAUACAAGCUGGGAAUCCAUGGUUAUGCCUUCGCCAUCACCAAUAAUGGAUACAUACUCACCCAUCCAGACUUGCAGCCUCUGUAUGAAGAAGGGAAAAAGAGGAGAAAAUCCAGCUACAGCAGUGUGGAUCUGUCAGAGGUGGAGUGGGAAGACAAGGAGGAUGAGUUGCGUAAUGCCAUGGUGAACAGGCAGACGGGAAGCUUCUCUAUGAAAGUGAAGAAGACUGUGGAUAAAGGGAAGCGUGUGCUUGUUCUACACAAUGACUACUACUACACAGACAUUAAAGGAACUCCCUUCAGCUUAGGAGUGGCCCUGUCCAGAGGUCAUGGCAAAUAUUUCUUCAGAGGAAAUACCUCUGUUGAAGAAGGACUACAUGAUUUGGAGCAUCCAGAUGUUUUAUUAGCGAAUGAAUGGACAUACUGUAACACAGAGGAACAUCCAGAACACAAUUUCCUAACUCAGAUUGAUGCCAUCAAGCUGUAUUUUAAUGGGGAACCACAUCUGAAGUGUGACAAGGAUCUGAUCCAGGAAGUUCUAUUUGAUGCUGUGGUCACAGCACCACUGGAAGCAUACUGGACCAGUCUCGCUCUCAAUAAAUCCGAGAAUUCUGAUAAAGGGGUGGAGAUAGCUUACCUCUGCACUCGAACCGGACUAUCACGCAUCAACCUUUUUGUGAUGCCAGACCAACUGACCAAUCAAGACUUCCUGACUGGAGAGGAUAAGGAGGUGGUGUUCAGUGCUGAUCAUUUUCCUUUGUGGUACAAACGGGCUGCUGAACAGGUGCCUGGAACCUUUAUCUACUCCCUUCCUUUCGGCACAGGCUCUGAGAAUAAGAGUGUGGUUUUGGCCAGCAGCGCCAUUCAUUUGUUGGAUGAGAGAGAGUCGCCCAUUGCUGCAGCUGUGGGUAUUCAGAUGAAACUAGAGUUCUUCCAGAGGAAGUUCUGGACUGCCAGCAGACAGUGUGCAGCACUUGACGGGAAGUGUUCCAUCAGCUGUGACAAUGAUGAAAUCAGCUGUUACCUCAUUGACAACAAUGGAUUCAUAAUUGUGGCUGAGGAUCUGUCUUUGACUGGUGUGUUCUUUGGAGAGGCUGAGGGAGCUGUGAUGAGCAAACUUGUUUCAAUGGGUUCUUUUAAGAGGGUGAAUCUGUAUGACUAUCGGUCAAUCUGUAGGGUGUAUGCGCAGACCAGUGAUACAGCACACACACUUUUGCACCCCUACUUUGCUUUAUUUGCAGCUGUCCGGUGGCUUCUGACUGAAUUUGUCAUAUUUCUGGUUGAGUUCAACCUGUACAGUUGGUGGCACUCUGACCUCACCAUUAAGGCUCAGAGAGGAGGCAAAACUAUGUUGGUUCCUUGUGAUAAAGAGUAUCCAGCAUUCGUGUCUGAGCGCACCAUUAAAGAAACCGUCGGGAAUAUUGACUGUGAAAGCUGUGUAAAAUCGUUUGUUAUUCAGCAGAUUCCCAGCAGUAAUCUUUUCAUGGUGGUCAUUGACAAUACAUGUGACUGCAGUGACUUUGGACCUGUCAACAUGGACCCCAUCGAAAUUAUGUAUAACGAGUCUCUGAAAUGUGAACGGUUGAAGUUUCAGAAGGAGAGAAGGCGACCAGACACAUGCCACCCCUUCCAUCAUGAGGAAAACUCAAUGGAGUGUGGUGGUUCUGUGGGCUUGACUCCAUCACUAAUAUCUACAGUUCUUAUAGUCCUGAUAGUCACCAUCUUUCCCAGGUGAUGAAAACAGAUUUUGACCCAUACGUCCUCCUCGGUCAUGCCAGUUUCACUCGGUCCAGCAUGCAAAAAUUGAUUAUAUAAAUAUUUAU